This is a messenger RNA of Penaeus vannamei (Pacific white shrimp), 1178 nucleotides long. The record is from RefSeq and is a predicted model, not a curated record. Lineage: Eukaryota; Metazoa; Arthropoda; Malacostraca; Decapoda; Penaeidae.
CCCGAGGGUACCCCCCAGCCCCCCCGAGGACCCCCCCCAGCCGCUCGUCGCGUCUGCUACUACCAGGCUGGCACUGUCCACCGCCCCGGGGAUGCCAGCUUCAGGAUCGAGGACAUCCCGGGGGAUCUGUGCACGCAUGUCCUGUAUGCCUUCAGCGUCCUCUCGGCGACCACGUGGGAAAUCGCUCCUAAGAACCCCAAGUUCGACCUCGAGCAAAGGGGCUACGAGAGGUUCGUAGGAUUGAAGGCUAGAUUCCCUGGCUUGAGGACCGUCCUGUCUAUCGGAGGAUGGGCCGAGGAUGGGGGGAAGUACACCCAGAUGGUCAGCAGCCCAGAGCGACGGCGGGUGUUCGUGGCGAGUGUUGUCGCCUUCCUCACCAUACACGGUUUCGACGGAUUAGACGUAGACUGGGAGCACCCCGGGGACCCGAGUCGAGGGGGGACUCAAGAAGAUUUUCAUAACUUUCCGUUGUUGCUGCAGGAGCUCCGUACAGCCUUUGAUGCUGAGGGUCGCGGUUGGGAGCUGACCAUAGCCGCCACCAGCACCAGGACAAAAGUGCUCAAAGGCUAUAAUGUACCAGAACUGUGCAGAACUCUGGACGCUGUGUACCUCAUGACCUACAACCUUCGAGGGCUGUGGAAUGGCUACGCAGAUGUACACUCGAUGUUGUACGCAAGAUCUGGUCUGGACACAGGCAACAAAUUAGAGCUAAAUGUUAAUGGCGGAGCGCUCUUAUGGGUGAACCUUGGCUGCCCUCGGAGCAAGAUAGUGAUAGGCGUGCCCUUCUACGGGAAGACCUAUACCCUCUGCAACGCCUCCAUAACCGACCUUCAUGCCCCUAUUAAUGGCACAGGGCAGCGAGGGCCUAUUCUAAAGAGGAAUGGAGUCCUCAUGUACUUCGAGAUCUGCUACUUACUACAGAAUGCUGGCUGGGUGCGGCAGUGGGACGCAGAGGGCCUUGUGCCAUACGCUUACUCUGGCGACCAAUGGGUAGGAUACGAGGACACAGAAAGCCUCAGGAUCAAGAUGGACUACAUCCGGGACAUGGGCUUCCUCGGGGCCAUGAACUGGGCCGUUAACGACGACGACUUCCGUGACCUGUGUGGCCAUGGGCUCUACCCUCUGAUGAGUACUAUUCAUGAGGGGCUGAAGAACUACACUGUCCCAAGUACUUAAAA